GGAAUACGUCGUCCAUCCGUCACCGGGGGGGAAAAAGUCAACGAUUUGACCAUCUACUCGCUUCCUUCCAAGGAUGCGUGUAAAAUUCUUCCCCUUUCCCGGAAUCCCUGGUUAAUGAUUACUGCCCUCAUUCAAUUCCACGCAACGCCUACUGCCGAUCUCUCUCUCUCUCCUCUACACGGCCAUGGAGGUUUUGUCUCACUCCUCAAGCUUUCUUCUCCCCUCGAUUCCCGUCGAUGGAAAUCUGCCGCCGACGUACGCACUCGUUGUCCUCAACCAGCGUCUCCCGAAGUUCACUCCUCUUCUAUGGGAGCAUGCAACUCUGCGUCUCUGCGCUGAUGGAGGCGCCAAUCGUCUCUACGACGAUAUCCCUCUUUUCUUCCCUCAUGAAGACGCUCUCACCAUUCGAAACAGGUACAAGCCUGAUGUUAUCAAGGGAGACAUGGACUCUAUCCGGCCAGAUGUACUCGAUUUUUAUGUAAGCUUGGGAACUAAAGUUGUAGAUGAAUCUCAUGACCAGGAUACCACAGAUCUACAUAAAUGUAUCUCAUAUAUCCAUGAAUCUACUCCCGACCAUGAGAAAUCCAGGCUCCAUAUUCUUGCGACCGGGGCACUCGGUGGUAGGUUUGAUCACGAAGCUGGAAACAUCAAUGUAUUGUACCGGUUCUCGGCCAUGAAGAUAACCCUGCUAUCCGACGAUUGUCUCAUCCAACUCCUUCCAAAGACUCACGCGCACGAAAUACACGUUCUCUCCUCCGUCGAGGGCCCUCACUGCGGGCUUAUUCCCAUUGGAGCUCCUUCAGCUAAAACCACAACCACAGGACUGCAAUGGGAUCUCACCGAGACCGAGAUGAGAUUCGGGGGAUUGGUAAGCACAUCCAAUAUGGUUAAAGGGGAGAAAAUCACUGUCCAGUCCGACUCGGAUCUUCUCUGGACGAUUUCCAUCAAGCAGCAGUCGUGAAAUUUACUACGCACAAAAAGGAAGACAGAAGCCCCUCUGAUAUUAUACUUUGCUUUUGUUAAUCCAUUGUUACUUUAUUAAUGAAACGCCUUUUAAUACGUAAAGGAAAUGUUUGAUUCAUUGGUUUUGGGCAUUCUA
This is a messenger RNA of Tarenaya hassleriana, 1099 nucleotides long. RefSeq names its product thiamine pyrophosphokinase 1. Lineage: Eukaryota; Viridiplantae; Streptophyta; Magnoliopsida; Brassicales; Cleomaceae. Gene Ontology annotation, molecular function: thiamine binding; thiamine diphosphokinase activity; ATP binding. The record is from RefSeq and is a predicted model, not a curated record. The coding region runs from base 185 to 961 and encodes 258 amino acids. The transcript is spliced from 6 exons. Gene Ontology annotation, biological process: thiamine diphosphate biosynthetic process; thiamine metabolic process.